Molecule: messenger RNA, 1895 nt
Organism: Chanos chanos (milkfish)
Lineage: Eukaryota; Metazoa; Chordata; Actinopteri; Gonorynchiformes; Chanidae
Gene: gmppab
Product: GDP-mannose pyrophosphorylase Ab
Exons: 11
Coding region: 238-1506 (422 amino acids)
Biological process (GO): biosynthetic process
Molecular function (GO): transferase activity
Source: RefSeq, a predicted model, not a curated record
GGACCAUGGACACACUUGAGGGUGACAGCAGAAGUGUAUCAGUACAAAAAUGAAUUAUUGAUCACAGCACAAAAUACAAAUUAAUUAAGGAAUAAGAUAAAACGUAUGUUAUUGUUCUGCACAGAAUAUAUAUUUAGCCAUCUAAAGGAAAAGAGUCAGAGAUACGAUUUGUGACGAGGAACAGACUUUAUGUGUUGUAUGAUUCGGAUCAUUUUACGCAAAGACGAUAACUGAAGGAUGUUGAAAGCGGUGAUACUUAUUGGGGGGGCUCAAAAAGGAACCAGGUUCCGGCCUCUGUCAUUCGAGGUUCCCAAACCGCUCUUCCCGGUGGCGGGGGUUCCAAUGCUACAGCAUCAUAUAGAAGCUUGCGCGAGGGUACCGGAUAUGAAGGAAAUCAUUCUGAUCGGCUUUUAUCAACCCAACGAGGAGUUGAACCGCUUUUUAACCGCGGCCCAGCAGGAGUUCAAAAUCCCACUCAGGUACCUGCAGGAGUUUGCUGCUCUGGGCACUGGGGGCGGAAUCUAUCACUUCCGAGACCAGAUCCUGUCCGGAGGCCCCGCGGCGUUCUUCCUUAUGAACGCGGACGUAUGUUCGGAGUUUCCACUGGAGGACAUGCUUCGAUUCCACCGCCAGCACGGCGACUCUCACUGCGGAAUUAUCCUCGGCACCACGGCCAACAGAAAACAGUCUCUCAACUAUGGCUGCAUCGUAGAAAACCAGCACACGAGCGAGGUGCUCCAUUUCGUCGAGAAGCCCAGCACUUUCGUGAGUGACGUUAUCAACUGUGGGAUCUACCUGUUCACUCCUGCGAUUUUCGGACAUAUCGGAGAGGUGUUCCAGAGGAACCAGCAGGAGAAGCUACAAGAGGAGUCACCCGGGGUCAGGCAGAGGGCAGAGGUCAUCCGGCUGGAGCAGGACAUCUUCACAGGGCUGGCAGGACAAGGGCAACUGUACGUCUACAAAACACAACAUUUCUGGAGCCAGAUCAAAUCUGCAGGGUCAGCGAUAUACGCCAGUCGCUUGUACCUAAACCAGUAUCACCAGACCCACCCAGAGAGACUUGCCACGAAUCAAGAUGGAGGUCCAAAGAUAAGCGGGAAUGUGUAUAUCCACCCAACGGCGAGCAUAGACCCCACUGCUGUGCUGGGUCCAAACGUGUCCAUAGGGAAAGGAGUGACGAUCGGAGCUGGUGUGCGAUUGAGAGAGUCCAUUGUCUUACACGGGGCUGUGCUACAGGAUCACUGCUGUGUAUUGAACAGUAUCGUGGGAUGGGACAGUACAAUAGGAAAAUGGGCAAGAGUUGAGGGGACCCCCAGCGACCCCAAUCCAAAUGACCCCUACGCCAAAAUCGACAGCGAAACGUUGUUCAGAGACGGGGGCUUGACACCCUCCAUCACCAUCCUGGGUUGCAACGUAAACAUUCCGGCUGAAGUCAUAAUCCGCAACUCCAUCGUUUUGCCUCACAAAGACCUGAACAGAAGCUUCAAAAACCAAAUUAUCCUCUAGAAAAUUGGUACAACUCUAACAGGAGACAAACAAAAAAGAAAAAAAAAAAAAGAGAAGACAAAAUGUCACUUCAGGAGUGAAUAAUGAUUUGUGAGAGAACUUGGGAUGUUAAAAAAAUUCUCAUUUCUUAGGUCAGACGAAGGCUCUGUCAGACUAGGGCUGGAAUUGCAGAUGACAUUUAAUCUUUUAGUCAUAGAAGAAAAAUUAGAUUUUUCUAGAAUGUACUUCUCAAGGAGUACGGUCCUCUUUACAUUGGUAAAAUUGCACUGACGAAUGUGUAAAUGACCAUUUCAAGUGCCCCGGCGUGAUUGCCGGUUUUCUAACUCAAGUGCCUUGUCAUAAACACUCAAGUUAAUCGUCAAAAAGCUGUUUCAAGUUUCAACAUUUAC